Trypanosoma conorhini is the source of this 3492-nucleotide messenger RNA. RefSeq names its product putative glycosyl hydrolase. The transcript has a single exon. The record is from RefSeq and is a predicted model, not a curated record. Gene Ontology annotation, biological process: carbohydrate metabolic process. Lineage: Eukaryota; Euglenozoa; Kinetoplastea; Trypanosomatida; Trypanosomatidae. Gene Ontology annotation, molecular function: catalytic activity; carbohydrate binding. The coding region runs from base 1 to 3492 and encodes 1163 amino acids.
AUGGGGUCGCCACCGAGCCCCACGGAGUUGGGGCAGCGUCUGGUAUGCGAGCCAUGGGAGUUCAUCGAGACGACGCUCCCGCAGGGGGGUAAUGUUGCCAUCAGUGAGUCCCUCUUUUCUGUCGGCAACGGGCACGUGAGCGUGCGCGGGUACGCAGAGGAGGCUGAGGCGGCGGCGCCGUACGGCCGCAACGCAAACCAAAACCACAAAGGUGGACGUCGCUCGGAGGACAAGGGGGAGCGCGCAACGCCCGCGGAGGGUGCGCAGUCGCCGGCGCAUGAGUUUCGAGGAACAUACAUCAACGGAGUAUACGAGGAGAGACUGUUGGCACAAAAUCAUAGACGUUUUACCGUCGGCACCUGUGCGCGCGAGUGCUUUCUCAUUCGUGUACCCGACACCUUUUGUAUUGACGUCUUUGUCGGUAGUGAGCACGUUAAUGCGGCGACAGGCGCCAUCCUCUCGCACAGGCGCGUGUUGGACCUUCGCACAGGCGAGCUUCGUCGUCGGUUUGUGUGGCAGUCGACGAAUCAUGGGCGUGAGGUGACGAUUGAGUCCUCCCGCUUUGUUUCCCUCUCGCGCAAAAGCAUCGCCGCCUUGCGGUUGUACGUGACCGCCAAGAAUGUUUCGAAUACCGACAUUCGCGUCGUUUCCCGCACGAUGGUGACGGCGGACGUGCAAAAGCACCUGAAGCUGGAGAACAUUGUCGCCCGGCACACGCUAAUUGAGGCCUCGACGGCGGUGUCCGCGCGGACACGCAACAGCUGCAAGCGACUCGUGGUGGCGGCAACCGAGGCGUGCUGCACCGUCUCCAUUGACCCCGGCUCCUCACCAAGGGCGAAUUUUUGCGGCACGUCUUCCACAACGCCGCCUGCUUCCACACAAGGGGAAGGUUCACUGGCGGGCACCGCUCGCUUCGACCUCACUCCCCCGAGUGCACCACAGCCGCUGCCGCUGCCGCAGCCGCAGCCGCAACCGCAACCGCUGCCGCAACAACAGCAACAACAAAAAUCCUUCACGAUUCUUGCCCCUAAGUGUGCAGAGACAAUUGAGAGCGCCGAGACGAUUUAUACUAGUGUCAUUAGCGAGUCGACUAUGCUGGAAAUUACCAAAUAUGUUGCCUUCCUCAGCGACGAGGAUGCGGCUCCAGAGGAUAUGUGUGAUUUGGCCAUUCUUAAGUCGCGGGAGGCGGCGGGGGUGACGUAUGACGCCAUGCUGGAAGAAAAUCGGAAUCUUGUGGAAAACUUUUGGGAAGUGGCAGAUGUUCGCGUAAGGACGGAUAAUCCUUCGAUGCAGGGCGCGCUUCGUUUCAAUCUUUUACAUCUGUACAUGUCAUUGUCUCGGGCCUAUGUUGUGGAAUCUCCGCCACGUGGGCUGAUGAAUGAAAUUGAUGCUGGUUUGCAUCAGUGGGAUGUGGAUGCCAUUGUUAUUCCCUUCUUUUCGCAUAUACAUCCAAAAACUGCGCGGGCCCUUUUGCAGUUUCGUAUUGAUACCCUACCACAGGCACGAAAUAUUGCGGCAGAUAUGGACCUACCACGAGGCGCGCUUUACCCAUUACGCACCGUGAGCGGGGGAGAGAAUUCGCCAUUGCCGUUCUGUGCGGCAUUUUUAUACAGCAAUGCCGUCAUUGCGUACGCCAUACGGCGCUACAUCCUGGCGACCAAUGACACUGCAUUGCUGCUGCAGGGUGGCGCCGACGUUGUCUUUUCCACGGUACUUAUCUGGCUUAUAUGGGGAACGUGGGACAAGGGGCAGUUCCACAUUCGCUCUGUGGGAGGGCCAGACGAGUACAGUGGCCUCAGUGAUAACAACCUCUUCACGAAUCUUAUGGCGCAAAAUCACAUGCAGUGGGCAGUGCAACUUGCGUUGGAGCUGCAAGAAAAACACCCGCAAGAGUGGGAAGGCCUGAAGGAGCGGUGCCAAAUUACAGACGAGGAUCUUCGCAUGCUUGAGCGGGCUGCUUCUAAAAUGGUGAUUCUUUUUGAUGCCAAAAAUCGUGUUCACCCGGGCGACCAAUUUUUUAUGCGGAAGAAAAAGUGGGGAUUUUGUGAUGUCAAGAAGAAAAGGGGGUUUCUUAUUCAAACGUUUGAUCCUUCCGUGAUUUACCGUCAUCAGGUGUGUUGGACGCCAGAUGUCGUCCUUGCCUCGGUCUUGUUGCCUGAGACGUUUACGGCAGAUGAGCUGCGGGCGGACUACAGCUUCUAUGAACCCAUCACCAGCAACGACUCCUCCCUCAAUCCCAUGAUUUUCAGUGUGGUGGCCUCCCAAUUGGGCAUGAUCGAUAAGGCCAUGCUUCACUUUAAUCGUGCUCUCUUUGUUGACAUUGACAACGUGAUUGAUAACACGGGCCGUGGUCUGCAUAGCGUGGCGGAGGCUGGGUCGUGGUGGUGCUUCGCGGCUGGUUUUGGAGGCAUGCGGAUCCUUCGGGGCGUGUUACACUUCAAUCCAAUUUUGCCGGACGAAUGGGAAGAGUACCAGUUUGCUGUACGGCACAGCGGAUGUCUUGUGCGUGUCCAUGUGGCGCGGCGAGUGGUAACCUACAAGGUGGUCGAAGGCCUCGACGGCGACAGUAAACUGCUUAUUAUUCACUCAGAUACAAAUCGAAUUCAUCUGCAGCUGGGCAUCCCGGCCUCCGUGCGUCUCUACCGCGACGUUCAUGUGUUUGAUUUUGACUGCGUUGUCUUUGACAUGGAUAGUAUUAUUCAGGACGUGGAAGACUACCACUACGAGGCUUGGAAGAAGGCCCUGGAGCCCUUUUUGCGGGAGGCUGUCGGCCACUCCUUCAUGCUCACAGGGGAACUUUACCUUGCCUACCUGAAGCACGACAGGCCCCUCCCUGCGCUUCAACGGUUCCUCGCGAAGCAGGGUGUGAUGGACGUGGCUCUGGGUGACCCGGAGGAUUCGAUGGAGCAGAACACCAUUCACGGCCUCUUCAGACGGAAGCAAGGUUACUUUCGCCAGUGUGUCCGUUACCGAGGUUUGCGGCCGCGUGAGGGCAUCAUAGACGUCCUCUCGGAGCUUCGUCAGAGCGGUAUUUCUGUCGGAUGUGUCACGGUGAGCAAAAAUGGGCAUUGGCUGCUAAAUGAGGCGUCGCAGGGGGUUUUAAUGCUGGACGGAUGUCUCGACGGCGGCGACGGCGAGAAGAUGGGCCUGCGCUGGCGUCCGGAGAUGGACUACUUUUCUUCCAUGUGCAAGCAACUCAACGCCUCCCCCUCCCGCACGGUCAUCGUGAUGGACGGCAUCGACGGCUUCUCGAAGAGCGCCCUAGAGCAGUUCAAGAUGAUCGUAGACGUCGCAAAGGACCCGGAGCCGGUGACCUUGUCGAUCCCGUGCACGAACAUUUCAAAGUUAUCCGAGUUGACACUUACACUCUUGGAUGAAAAGACAGCGAGCGAUUACUCGAUUUACGGCCGCGGCGCAACGUCCCAGCGUGGCUACCCCCGCUCUUCCAACGACAUCUGGGCUAGCUUUGGGGGUGGGACUCUCAAAACAUAA